Messenger RNA from Drosophila navojoa, 395 nucleotides. RefSeq lists its product as uncharacterized. Lineage: Eukaryota; Metazoa; Arthropoda; Insecta; Diptera; Drosophilidae. The record is from RefSeq and is a predicted model, not a curated record.
AGCCCGACGUGAGAAACCACUGGCUUCCAGGCACCUCACCGCAGGGUGGCACAGCUCAGCCCGGAGUGUUAUACGCCAAGGCUGGGUUGGCAAGGGAACGUGUGCGAGGGGACCAGCAACUGGUCAACUCCGGUAGUCAGGGCGCAGUGGGGACGCAUGAAAGAUUCCGGGCUUUAUUCGCCAGAAUCUGGACUGGGAAGCCGCUGACGUUCUGCCCUCCGGGGUUGGCCUUCAGUGUCUCGCCGCCGCCCGCGACAUUAGUCACACGAUUCCACGCCGAGUGUCAUACACCGGAGCGGGAUCGCGGGGAAUCCGCGUGGCUGGAGGCAAGAUAGGCUGGGGUUAGCUUUUGAGACAACCGGCCAUGGCACAUCGUGGAUGCAGUGUGACCCAGC